Fomitiporia mediterranea MF3/22 is the source of this 680-nucleotide messenger RNA. RefSeq lists its product as uncharacterized. The transcript has 3 exons. The record is from RefSeq and is a predicted model, not a curated record. Bases 318 to 680 code for a protein of 120 amino acids. NCBI's taxonomy places the organism in Eukaryota, Fungi, Basidiomycota, Agaricomycetes, Hymenochaetales, Hymenochaetaceae.
CGACGAUAUCAUUGGAGCAUUGAGAAGCAGAAUAGCACCACCGAAGUUCCUAAGUUCCCUGGGCAUCUUGAUGCGGAUCGCUGCAACUGAAUAAGGUGGGACUCAGCUGCUUUAAGCUCACGUCAUUUCGUUCCAUACAUGAUUUUCAUUCAACUCCCCUGAUUCAGGUCGUCCCCCAAGAGCAUUUGAAAGGAGGAUGAGACCAUAAUUUGAGCUGACGAGCUGGGGAGAAAGGAUGUGAGAUGUGAUCGGUUUUAAACGGAUCAAUCAUCAGAUCCAUUGAAGGCACAUGUCUGAAGCUUCUUCCCAAACUUCCGAUGGUUCAAUGCGAGUUUGGAAAACAAGACGCCGCCAGGAUUGAUGUGGCUGUUGUCGGGUGGGUCCUUGUGCCGCUAGAGAGAUCUGGGCACAAGUUGUGGCUCGAGAUGAUCAGAGAUGCGCAGCAUGCAGGCGAAAAGCACCCUCAGACAGCCGACGCACUCCGAUGCACGGGGAUGAGGAGUGGAAGAGGCAGGGCCCGUGAUCUUAUGACCAAUAAUGCUGUGGAGUUGGUCAUAUGCGACGAUGCUGCCUUUACCCAGUCCGGUUCGGAUGCUCGUACGCAGGCAUCAGGAACGCCACCUGCACUUUACAUCGUAGAGUGUAAAGGAUCAAUCGUCUCUGGUGCAGGAGAGGUAUAA